GAGAUGUCUGGAUUAUAUGAGAAGGUGACAUUUGUGGCAGCGGUGACACUGGCUGUCUUGGCCGCGGUGAGGUCAUCCCCAGUGGUGGGAUCGGAGCCUAUCCGCUGUGCCACCUGUACGCAGGAGAAACUUAACGACUGUCCUGCCAUCCCAGCAGACUGCAAGCAGGUGCUAAGGGAGCCCGGCUGUGGCUGUUGCAUGGCCUGCGCUCUGGAGAAAGGAGCGUCCUGUGGGGUUCACACAGCCCACUGUGGUGAGGGUCUCCGCUGUACUCCCAGGCCUGGUGAGGCCAGGCCGCUCCAUGCUCUGACCAGAGGAGAGGGGGUCUGCACUGAAGACCUGGGCCAAGAGGAAGCUGAUGGAGUCCCUGAUCACAGCUCCCUACACUACAUGUUGGGUCUCAACCUUCCCUUUGACAACCAAGACACUGCUGAGGGCCAGGAGAGUAUCAAGACCAAGGUCAAUGCCAUCCGCAACAAGCUGGUACAACAGGGUCCCUGUCACAUUGAGCUGCAUGCAGCACUGGACAUAAUAGCCAGCUCUCAGCAGAAACUGGGAGAGAAGUUCACAACUUUCUAUCUCCCCAACUGUGAUAAGCACGGCUUCUACAAGGCCAAGCAGUGUGAGUCAUCUCUGGUUGGGCCACCCGCUCGCUGCUGGUGUGUCUCUUCCUGGAAUGGGAAGAAGAUCCCUGGAUCGAGUGACCUGCUGGGUGACUCAGAGUGUCAUCAAGAAGUCGCUCACUGAAGGAUGGACACUGUUGUCACUUUUAAACACGCUCACACACACACACAGGCACAUACAUAAACACACGUAGACACAAGCAAACGUGUGUCAUAACUUAACAUCCGGUAAAAGUGUAAAUCAACAUGAAACCACCUGAUGAACUGACAAAAUGUAACAUCCUAUUUCAGAGGAGAAAAUUUCCUCCCAUUUUAUUUACAUGAUGUAUGUAUCAAGACUUAUUUAUUCAGUGCUUGUAUAUUCUUUCUAACAUUAACCAUUUGUCAUUUUUAGAUAUUUUAUAUGUUUGCCUAUUUUUUGUGAUUGUAAAUAGGGCGACACUGUAUACAUUUGUGUUUCUGACUAAAUAACUCCAUUGCUCAAAACCACAGGUCCAAAGUUCUGCCAAGCCCAUUUCAGUCUUCAGGAUCUUUUUUUUUUUUUAUUCAUUCAAAACUGGAGUUGUGCACUGCACGAAACAACACAGCCGCUCAUUCAUUCAACAUUGUUGACAUUGUCUGAAUGUAUCUCCAUUGGCGUUUCCUCAAUGGGUAUUGGGGGAAAUACUUAAAGUGCCGCAAGUAUGUGCACGGUGGCCACGCACAAACAUAUCAGGACUCAUCCAAGCCACCGUGAGGUUUGGGAUAGGUUGUUCUGCAUUUGUCUACCUCUACUAGUCUCUGCAGGUCCACAGGUUUAGGAUUACUGAGGGCUCUUCUCAGCUACACCUUUCUCAUAUUAGAGACUUUUUAUUUGUCUUUUUUGACCCAUCGCAUCUAUUCAAGUAUUUAUUAUGAUUCACUCAUGUAUUUAUGCUUCUGUUUGCUUUUGAGCUCAUGUGCAAUGGGAUAAAUUGUUUGUGAGGAAUGCUGCUAUUUCAUUAUUGGUUUUAUGGAAACAAUGUAA
Molecule: messenger RNA, 1629 nt
Organism: Micropterus dolomieu (smallmouth bass)
Lineage: Eukaryota; Metazoa; Chordata; Actinopteri; Centrarchiformes; Centrarchidae
Product: insulin-like growth factor-binding protein 1
Exons: 4
Coding region: 4-747 (247 amino acids)
Biological process (GO): regulation of insulin-like growth factor receptor signaling pathway
Cellular component (GO): extracellular region
Molecular function (GO): insulin-like growth factor I binding; insulin-like growth factor II binding
Source: RefSeq, a predicted model, not a curated record